Messenger RNA from Brachypodium distachyon (stiff brome), 1926 nucleotides. Its product is annotated as probable glycerol-3-phosphate acyltransferase 2. Gene Ontology annotation, molecular function: phosphatase activity; glycerol-3-phosphate 2-O-acyltransferase activity. NCBI's taxonomy places the organism in Eukaryota, Viridiplantae, Streptophyta, Magnoliopsida, Poales, Poaceae. Gene Ontology annotation, biological process: cutin biosynthetic process. The coding region runs from base 3 to 1754 and encodes 583 amino acids. The record is from RefSeq and is a predicted model, not a curated record. Gene Ontology annotation, cellular component: membrane. The transcript has a single exon.
UUAUGAAACGGCAGGAGUAUUUAAUUAACUUCGACUACACACAUCAAUUACUACGCUUGCACCCAUGCUGGCUGCUCGUGCUCUAUAUAAGCAGAGACCCCGUUACUCCAUCGACCUCUAGCUUACUAGCUACAGCUGCAUGCAUUGCUGAGGAUCAGAAGAUGGCCGCGGCUGACGGUCAGAAGAACAAGCUCUUCUUCUCCAAGCUCCUCUCCCAUGGAGGCGGCGGCGCUCUGAAGCGCCCCGUCAUCCACAAGCGCGCGCCCCCGGCGGCGGCGAAGCUGGCGGUGGUCGACGUCGAGGGCGCGCUCCUCCUGCCGCGGUCCCUCUUCCCGUACUUCAUGCUGGUGGCCGUCGAGGCCGGGGGCUUCCUCCGGGGCCUCGUCCUGCUCCUCCUCUACCCCUUCAUCCUCGCCCUCCCCUUCUUCUCCGGCGCCGACGCGGCCGUGAGGGCCAUGGCGUUCGUGGCCUUCUGCGGGCUCCGCGCCGCCCGGUUCCGCGCCGGCCGCGCCGUGCUCCCGCGCUGGCUCCUCCAGGACGUCGCGCUCCAGGGCUUCGACCUCGCCGUGUCCCCGGCGCGUCGUCAGCGCCAGAGCUCGUCGGCUUUGUAUGUCAGCAGGAUGCCGCGGGUCAUGGUGGAGCCGUUCCUCAAGGAGUACCUGCUCAUCCAGGACCAGGAAUCUCGCGAUGACGUCAUCGUCGCGAGGGAGAUGAAGACGACCUGGGGCUUCUACACCGGGUUCAUGGAGGACUACCAAUGGGACCUGGCCGGCGUAGUAGAGGAAGACGCCAUCGGCUUUACCGGAGGUUCUUCUUCUUCAUCAUCCAUGGAGUCGUUCUUCUUCCUCAACUCUCUCUGCAAGGAGAUCUACACGAUAACCGACGAGGAAAAAGCCAAGUGGCAGCCAUUACCUCCCCGCUCUCACCCGCGGCCAGUCGUCUUCCACGACGGCCGGCUCGCCAUCCUCCCGACCCCGCUCGCCAUCGCCGCCACGCUAGCCUGGCUCCCCAUGGGCGCCCUUCUCGCCGUCGCCCGCAUCGCCAUCGCGCUGUCCCUCCCCUACCGCCUCGCGACUCCCCUCCUCGCCUUCACCGGCCAGUCAUGGCGCCUCCGCGGCUCCCUGCCUCCCUCCGCCGAACACGUAAACGGGCAGCUUUACGUCUGCAACCACCGGACGCUCAUCGACCCGGUCUACGUCUCCAUCGCUCUAAACCGCCCCGUCCGCGCCGUCUCCUACAGCUUGAGCCGCUUCUCCGACCUCAUCUCCCCCAUCGGCGCCACCGUCCGCCUGACCCGCGACCGCGCCCACGACGGCGCGGCCAUGGCCGCCCUCCUCCAGCAAGGCUCCCAGGUCGUCGUCUGCCCCGAGGGCACCACGUGUCGUGAGCCCUACCUGCUGAGAUUCAGCCCGCUCUUCGCCGAGCUCACCGACGGCGUCGUGCCCGUGGCGCUGGCGGUGGAGACGGCCAUGUUCCAUGCUACUACGGCGGGGGGUUGGAAGUGGCUUGACCCGCUGUAUUAUCUGGCGAAUCCUAGGAUGUGUUAUACCGUGGAGUUCUUACCCCGGGUUGAGACGAAGGCGAAGGCGAAGGCGAGCAGUGCGGAGGUGGCGAAUGAAGUGCAGCGGCGAGUGGCGGAGGCGCUUGGGUAUCAGUGUACCAUGCUUACCAGGAAGGAAAAGUACCGGAUGCUCGCCGGGAAUCAUGGCGUCGUGCAGAGGAGACGAGGGUCGUCCAUGGAGGAAAGGAAAUGAGGAAUUUGAAAGAAGGGAGAAGUUCUUGAUGAGAAUGAAUGACCACAAGAUAUGUAAUGUAUGUAAAACUGCCAGUAAAAGUCUUUUACGGAAUACUAAAAUAUAUGGAUAUGAUGUAUAGCAGAAUUUCGUACUAUAAAGUUGUUUUGGAUGCUGGCUGGCCUUGCUUUUU